Abrus precatorius (Indian licorice) is the source of this 1099-nucleotide messenger RNA. Its product is annotated as geranylgeranyl pyrophosphate synthase, chloroplastic-like. Gene Ontology annotation, molecular function: geranylgeranyl diphosphate synthase activity. The transcript has a single exon. The record is from RefSeq and is a predicted model, not a curated record. Bases 5 to 1099 code for a protein of 364 amino acids. Gene Ontology annotation, biological process: isoprenoid biosynthetic process. Lineage: Eukaryota; Viridiplantae; Streptophyta; Magnoliopsida; Fabales; Fabaceae.
AAAGAUGAGUUCUGUGAAUAUCGGAACCUGGCCUCGUCCCAACCAAAGAACCAGAUCCAUUCCCGCAACUCAAAACCCCUCUCUUCACGCUCUCAAAACGCUUCCCAUUUUCCCCAAACGACGAAGAGCAAAGUUAAUCUAUUCUUUUUCUCCUAUCUCUGUCUCUGCAGUGCUUGCUAAGGAAGACACUGUGAGAGACGAAGAAAUUCAAGACUUCGAUUUCAAGGCUUACAUGAUCCAAAAAGCCAACACAGUAAACCAAGCCUUGGACCAAGCUAUUUCGCUGAAGGAUCCAGAGAAGAUCCACGAGGCCAUGCGCUACUCCCUCCUCGCCGGCGGCAAGCGUGUCCGCCCGGUGCUCUGUAUCGCCGCCUGCGAGCUCGUCGGCGGCAGAGAAGAAACCGCAAUCCCCGCCGCCUGCGCCGUCGAGAUGAUCCACACCAUGUCGCUGAUUCACGACGACUUGCCCUGCAUGGACAACGACGACCUCCGGCGAGGAAAACCGACCAACCACAAGGUCUUCGGCGAGGACGUGGCGGUCCUCGCCGGCGACGCCCUGCUGGCGUUGGCGUUCGAGCACGUGGCGGUGUCGACGAAGGACGUGUCACCGGCGAGGGUGGUUCGUGCGAUUGGGGAGUUAGCGAAGUCGAUUGGUAAGGAAGGUCUUGUUGCGGGGCAAGUUGUGGAUAUAAAUUCUGAAGGGUUGUCGAAUGUGGGUUUGGAGAGACUCGAAUUUAUCCAUCUACACAAAACGGCAGCGUUAUUGGAAUCUUCGGUUGUGUUGGGAGGGAUAGUGGGUGGUGGUUCGGACGAGGAAGUGGAGAGGUUAAGGAAGUUUGCCAGGUCGAUUGGGUUGUUGUUUCAGGUUGUGGAUGAUAUUCUUGAUGUUACUAAGUCGUCUGAGGAUUUGGGGAAGACUGCGGGGAAGGACUUGGUCGCCGAUAAGGUCACAUAUCCUAAGCUUUUAGGGAUACCCAAAUCUAAGGAAUUUGCUGAUAAAUUAAUCAGUGAUGCAAAGGAACAGUUGAGGGGGUUUCAUCCGGAAAAGGCAGCUCCAUUGUUUGCUUUAGCCAAUUACAUUGCUUACAGGCAAAAUUAA